This is a messenger RNA of Notodromas monacha, 2631 nucleotides long. The record is from the annotation of a GenBank genome assembly. NCBI's taxonomy places the organism in Eukaryota, Metazoa, Arthropoda, Ostracoda, Podocopida, Cyprididae.
UAUUCUGUGUUUUGCACAGACGGGAUCCGGACGUUAGCAUUAGCUCGGCGGAGUUGAGUGAAGUGUUGAAGGCGGUGCAGGAAAUGGACAGAGGCACGUCUUGGGACUCCGGAAAUCAGGCAACCGGCGCCCAAUUCCACCAGUACCCGCAACCGCAGCAGCGGCAAGUUGUGUACCAACAAGCACAGACGAUUCAGCAACAAACCCACUACCAGCACGAACAGCAUUCGCAGCAAGCACAUCCCCCGCAGUUGCCUCACCAACUUCACCAGCAGUUGCCUCAUCAACCUCAUCAGCAGACCCAAUAUCAUCCGGUGCCCCAACAGGUCCAAUACCCGCAACAGCAGCAGCAGCACCACGUCAAAUUCCAACAGCAGCAACAACCGGUUUCUGCAAUGCGUCAGCAGCAGCAAAGUUGGCAACCCACCAGCGCCGAAGCUCAAAUUUUCCACUACCAAAACACUCAAGGUGAGCCAAAGGAAGUACAAUGGCCUCCGACUUCUGAAGAAUCUGCGCAGCACCAUGAGAAGCAGAUGCAAGGUGCUAGCGCGCCAGUGACGAUGCCCUUGAGGCACGAGAUCCCACUUCAACAGGAGCCGGGGAAAGUGAUACGAACCGUGCCGCGAGCCACGACGCCAUUCCGCGUCGUCAAAUGGCGCGGCGACGACAAAUGGCCGCCAGAACAGGCGCGACAGAAGUCAGAACCGCCGCGAGAUGUCGUUCGACCAGUGAAGCAACCAAAGGACUACAUGCCGUUCUUUGAGGCCCACAAACUACCGACCGGGUUUCCGGGUUAUCGGGCCCCACCAGGCACGCAGUUUAUCGGCAUCGACGGCGCUGAGCCUGGAUACUACUACGAGCAGCAACAACAGCAUCAGCUGCUGUAGCAAAUAACACCGGGGAUAAUUCGGGUGUGACGCGAAAACUGCCCUGUUCUACUUCUACACGAAAGUGUCACGCGCAAAACAUGCACUCUUUCGCCUCGGCACUACUAACGCUUGACCCUAUACAGCGACACUAAAUUAUCCUCGUAAUCGUAAUUAGUUCAUUAAAUCGAUCGAGCAUAACGGGGGCUAAUUCGAAGCUUCCUGAUGCUCUCCUCUUGAAAUACGCGAGGUUGAAACUUUUGCAAUGCAUUUUUGGGAAACGAAAAACAUAAUAUUGCGUGUGUGCGGAGUCGCGAAUUUUUUUUUUUUUUAAAGUUUGCGAUGCGUUGUCUUAGUAGAAUGCAAAUUAUCCAUCACUGGAUUGACUAAUUACUGCAGCAUACACUCCCCAUUUGGGGAUUUUGUAUUUCAAGUUACAACCUUCAGUCGUUUUACAGGUGAAGGAAGAUAUGCAAGUUUUUUUAUGAUAGAUCCGCAGGUUCGUUGUCUAAACGAAUAAGAAGGAAAACGACUUCGGAAAUAUUCAAGCAGUGUGUUUGGAACUCGAAAUAUCUUCACCCACACAAUUUCUGUUCUCUUUCAGAGGGAAGUACAAGACAAAAAAAUUUGACGAAAAAUUGAGGUGAAUGGGUUUAGACGAUUACGCGAAAGAGCUAGAGUUUCGAUGUGGCCUCGUUCAUAUUUAACGAAUGCAAUCUCACGAAUCAGUAGCAAAUUUGGAAUGGCGAUAUUUAUAUAUUUUUGAGAAUAAUAUCAAAAGAAGUUUCUUGCGUUUGCUGACGAAUACGUAAAGCGCUCUCUUUUUUUUUCUGACGGAUAUUCGGAGUGGAUGUGGCUGUGAUUGGGCUAAUGGAACUUGUGCCUUUAUAUGCGUGUUGUGGAAAAGCGCGGUAGUUCAAUUUCAAAUGUAAUCUUCAAGUCCGAUUUGCACAAAAAAAUCGUUCUGUGUCAAAAAAAGUUCGAAAAUUCGAGAAAAUGUCGAGGCCCAAUGGAUCCAAGUAGAGAAAAACGCACUAUUACAUGUUGUUUCCAUUGAACAAGAUCGCAGAAGAAUGUAAGUGGAUCACGCGAAAAAGUUUCGCAAAAUCAUUCUUGAAGUUCAAUAAUCUAUUUAAAAUUAAAAGAAAAAAUGAAUGUUCGCAGAUUUGGAUGGAAGAUGAAAACUUGAGACUGAGUUGAGUUCGUCAUAGAGAAUCAAAUCAUUCAGGAGUAAUACUUCAGCUCUCUAUUAUGAGCCAAAAUAGGAAAUACAAUGUUGUGUAAUCUUACAUCUUAGUAAAAUAAAUAGUAAUACUGGAAUUAAAAACUUGAAAAUUGAUGUUUUCCUGACCUCUGCUCAUUUAAUGGCGAAAAAAGAACUUUCUAGCCAUGGAAGUGGUCAAUCUCGAAAAGUCAAUGGGCCUCGAAAAUUGAUAUCGAUUAAGAGCGACACCUAGUAUUUUGAAUCUAAAACUUGUUUGAUUCAUUUUCGGGUGCUCUGCCUACGGUGCCUGAGAUCUGUUCCAGAAAUUAUGUUUCAAGGGAUGCGUUCUGAUGUGAGCUUUUGGGUUGUUUUCCCGUUGCAGUCAGUCUACCCUUUCGCCAUACUGAGGAUUCAGUUUUGAAAUAUGUUGUGUUCUCGAUUCCACCAUGUGCCGGUAUGAGCUGUUGGUAAUCUGCACAUGAAGUGGACCACCAAUCUAUGAAAGUUCAGCAUGUGGUAUUAUACUGACGCGGUGAUUUUAAUAAAGAACUUGUAACCAAA